Molecule: messenger RNA, 3019 nt
Organism: Sarcophilus harrisii (Tasmanian devil)
Lineage: Eukaryota; Metazoa; Chordata; Mammalia; Dasyuromorphia; Dasyuridae
Product: zinc finger protein 665-like
Exons: 2
Coding region: 1168-2481 (437 amino acids)
Biological process (GO): regulation of transcription by RNA polymerase II
Molecular function (GO): RNA polymerase II cis-regulatory region sequence-specific DNA binding; DNA-binding transcription factor activity
Source: RefSeq, a predicted model, not a curated record
AAUCUACUUAAUAUUUGUCUGUUUGGAAGGAAUAGCAAGUUGUACCUUGUAGAUUUGCAGUUUCAUGUUCAAUCAUCUUUUUCAUUGUACUAUGUUAUAGAUAUGCUUGUUUAUAAAUUAAAGACAAAACAGAAUAUGUCAAUUUAAUGUAAUAUUAACCUUCCAAGUUAGGUGAUACUGUUAUCCCCACUUAAGAGGUGAGGAAACUAAGGCAAACAAAGUUUUAAUUGAGUUACCAAAGGGUAUACAGUUAGUAAUUGUCCGAGGCUUAAUUUAAACUCAGGUAUACAAUGUCUAUCUGUACUGUACUAUCAGCUCCCUUAAAUUUUUAGAUAAUUUCUAGAUAAUGCAUAAUGGAAAUUACAGGAUUUGUCUGCUAUAGAGAAGGGUGGCAAGACUAAGGUCCCUACUGAUCAGGCUCAAGGCUUCUCAGGCCCAAUAAUUCUUUUUACCCAGCUUAAAAGUUUCUGCCAGAAUGGAGCUUAAAAGGAGAGGAGGGGGAAAGAGCAUUUGGCUCUUUCUAAGAACAAGUGGUACAACAGCAGAAUGGGGCACAUCCUAUUUGGAGUUCCUUGUUUGACAAGCACUAAUGGAUGACUAUAGACUGAUAUGGGUGAACCUAAAGGGAUGAAUCUCAAAAUGGAGGCAGCUCUGGAUCUUCACUCUUUCUCUCAGGAGAACUAAAUGACAAAAUUCUCUCCAUCUUCUUCCUUAACUGAUUUCCUUCUCCAGGACUUCUAGUCCCCAGAGAAUAUGUGAUCUCUUACUUUAAUCAAAGAAAAUCACAAUGGUUGCUGGACCAAGAAGGCCUGAGGAGCUGCUUCCAGAAAGAGAAAAAAGAUUUGAAAUGAAGGAAAGUACUCCAGAGCUAAGUCUUUCUGUAGUAGAAACUCACAAGCAAAGCAUAAUCAGUGAUAGUCCUGGUAACUUCACUUGGAAAGAUAUCUGUGAUAUACUUGAGAAAAUCCACAGUAGAGAGAAACCUUAUGAGCAUAAUCAAAAUGGAAAAUUUUCACAAAAAGAUGGGCUCUUAAUGGACAUAAGAGAAUCCACAUACCUCUUGAAUGUAACCAAUAUGGAAAGACUUUCAAAUAUAAAAAUAGUUUUCCUCUUCAUCAUAAAAUCCACAUUGGAGAGAAACAUAAUGAAUGUAACCAAUGUGGAAAGAUGUUUAGUUAUAAAGGAACUCUUAGUGUACAUCAGAGAAUCCACACAGGAGAGAAACCUUAUGAAUGUAACCAGUGUGGAAAGGCUUUUAUAGAAAGUGGAACUCUUAAUAGACAUCAGAGAAUCCAUACAGGAGAGAAGCCUUAUGAAUGUAAUCAAUGUGGAAAGGCUUUUACAAAAAAGGAAUCUCUUACUGCACAUCAGAGAAUCCACACUAGAGAGAAACCUUAUGAUUGUAACCAGUGUGGAAAAGCUUUUACAGAAAGGAAAUCUCUUACUGGACAUCAGAGAAUCUACACUGGAGAGAAACCUUAUGAAUGUAGCCAGUGUGGAAAAGCUUUUACUAAAAAAGCAUAUCUUACUGUACAUCAGAGAAACCACACUGGAGAGAAACCUUAUGAAUGUAAACAGUGUGGGAAGAUUUUUAGUCGUAAAGGAACUCUUACUGUACAUCAGAGAAUCCACACAGGAGAGAAACCUUAUGAAUGUAACCAGUGUGGAAAGGCUUUUAUAGAAAGUGGAACUCUUAAUAGACAUCAGAGAAUCCAUACAGGAGAGAAACCUUAUGAAUGUAAUCAAUGUGGAAAGGCUUUUACAAAAAAGGAAUCUCUUACUGCACAUCAGAGAAUCCACACUAGAGAGAAACCUUAUGAUUGUAACCAGUGUGGAAAAGCUUUUACAGAAAGGAAAUCUCUUACUGGACAUCAGAGAAUCCACACUGGAGAGAAACCUUACGAAUGUAACCAAUGUGGAAAGUCUUUCACAAAAAAGGAAUCUCUUAUUAUACAUGAGAGAAACCACACUGGAGAAAAACCUUAUACAUGUAAUCAGUGUGGAAAGGCUUUUACAGAAAGUGGCACUCUUACUGUACACCAGAGAAUCCACACUGGAGAGAAACCUUAUGAGUGUAAUCAAUGUGGAAAAGCUUUUACAGAAAGUGGAGGUCUUAAUAGACAUCAGAGAAUCCAUACAGGAGAGAAACCUUAUAAAUGUAACCAAUGUGGAAAGACUUUUACAAAAAGGGAAGCUCUUAGUGUACAUCAGAGAAUCCACACUGGAGAGAAACCUUAUGAAUGUAAACAGUGUGGGAAGAUUUUUCAUCGUAAAGGAACUCUUACUGUACAUCAGAGAAUCCACACAGGAGAGAAACCUUAUGAAUGUAACCAGUGUGGAAAGGCUUUUCGUUAUAAAAGAUCUCUUACUAGACAUCAGAGAAACCUUAAAGGAGAAAAACCUUAUAAAUGUAACCAAUAUAGAAAGGCUUUUAAUAUUAAAAAUAGGACUGGUUCUUGCCAGAUCUAUGAAGAAAGGUAAAAGCAUUAAAAUAAGGAGGAAAAUGAUUUGGGUAGAGAACAAUGGGACAAGAGGUACUAGUGCUGAUGCCUUCCAUACUUAGCCUUUUUUAGCUAAAAUGCUAUAUGGAGGAGGAAGGAAAAGAUGACUAGGGAUAACAGACAGCUUCUUAGGCAUAUUGGAUCCUUUUCCACCUAGUCACCUCCUUCCAAGGCAGCAAGGUAUAAUGGAAGAUCCCUACAUUUGGACUCAGAAGACAUGGGUUGAAAUUCUAGUACUGCUGUGGUCUUGAGAAAAUAAUUUAACUUAACUGGGUCUUAGUGCAUUUAGGUUAGAUUAGGGUUUCUUCUGGUUCUAAAUCCUUUGAUCCUCUGGACCUGAGAAACCAAAAAGCAGUUUAAAAAUGAACUCUACCAUUCUGUGGAAUUGUCUUGGAUCAUUGUGUUGAUCAGAGUAGCUAACUUUUUUACAUUAGUCAUCCUUAUAAUUGCUGUUACUAUGUACACUGUUCUGAUUCUGUUCACUUCACUUUGUGGCAGUUCAUUUGGGUUUUCCCAGG